This is a messenger RNA of Adineta ricciae, 1254 nucleotides long. The record is from the annotation of a GenBank genome assembly. Lineage: Eukaryota; Metazoa; Rotifera; Eurotatoria; Adinetida; Adinetidae.
AUGCAUAAUAAAACCGCAGCACCAAUCGAAUGCGAUGAUGCAAAUCGAUCAAUCCGAAAGUCCAAAUCAGCAUCCAAUCCCUCGACUCCGUCGAAGAAAAAACCCUCGUCGACAAAUCUAGCAGUGAAAAUCGAAACUGAUGAUAAUGAUAAUAAAUUAGAUAAUGAUAAAUUAUCGCCGACAGGAUAUAAAGCAAAUGGAAAUACUUCACCGAGUCAUCGACGUCGACCAAAACGCUCAUCAAUAAAUAAUCAUUCGCUUCUAUCAACUGUUGCUAGCGUACAUGAACUAAUGUCAUUUGUUAUUUAUAAAGAUAAUCCGCCAUCGUGGUUAAAGCAAACGGAUUUAUACAAAGAAUAUUUAGAAAAAUCUGAAAAAAUUACUAUGGAAAAUAAUUCGUCUAUGUCACCUCCACAUUUUCAUCAGCAAGUACAUCGUAAACAACGUUGUAAUCUACAAAUGUAUGCGCGAUCAGACCAAUCAUGGCCAUUGCUGUCGUCUUCAUUGUCAAUAAGUCCAACAGUAGAACAACGUGUGAAAACGAGAAAUCGUUCGAGUGAAUCGUUGCAUAGAACCAAACGGGAAACGAAUAUUUCUCCCAUCCAUUCAUCUGUAUCAAUGACUGAUUUGUCGAUUCCAUUGAAUAUUUCGAUCAAAAAAGAUCCAAUCGAACAGAAUUCGUUAUUGAAUACAAACAAAACAAAAUCAUUGAAACAACCAUCAUCAGUUGUGACAACGAGAAGACAGCAGAUGCUGUGCAAGAAAAAAACUCCCCAAAAUGGUCUACGACGCCGACGACGUAUGAACAGUGUAGAAAAUCAAGAACCUUCAGAGCACAAGAAUUCAUCAUCAUCCUCAUCAUCAUCAUCAUCGCAAAAUGACAGUAACACAUCGAUCACAUCAUCAUCUUCGAUUGAACACGCGUCACCGUCGCCGACGACGACAGUUUCACGUUCAUCGUCGCACAAUUCAAGUUCAACCGAAUACAUGCGUGGCAGUGAAUCAAUGAAUACGCGUUAUUCAUCCCCAUUACGUAUUCAAACAAGUAUUUCACCGCAACUACAAUCGCUAUCCACACCACAACGUCGUUCCACACGUAUAUGGGCACCGUCGAAUUUUUAUAUCAAUCCAAUGUGGAUUUUACCAAGUGCUGGUAAUACGCCAUCGAAACGCUUACUUGUACAAAAUGCAUCAUCAUCUCCAUCACCACCAUCCGAAUCGAAUAAACGCCCAAGACGGCGAUGCCGAUCUUAG